AUGAGGCAGAAACGGAGGAACCAAGCGAAGGUUCCCCAGAACGGAAACAGCACCGGCAGUGAUCAUAAGGCGCAAAACACGAAGAGGAAAAAAACGCACGUACCAGAUGACCCGAAUAGAAAAUUGGACAUCCUCUUCUAUGGAAACAAAAAUAUAUACUUGAGAGAUAUUCACAAUUUUAUCAUAAACCUCCGGACCGAAAAAAGUGUUUACAAAAACAACUUGUUCAUCGUGAAAAAUAGUGACUGCGUAAAUAAUUUAAUCGUAGUGGUCGUUCCGAACCUGUCCAGUUGGUUCAUAAGGGACAUUUCUGCCAGUGGCGUUUUUUCCAAACUGCAGAAGAACAACAACUUUAGGAAAAUCAACACGGAAAAUUGUUUUAAAAAUAAUUACAGCAAUUUAAUUUUAAAAGCGCUAAGUGUAUCUGUGAUGAAAAAUAGAGGAACAAAUUAUAACUCACCCGGGGAUAACUUCUACAUCGAAAAUUAUUUACUUAGCAGUGAGCAGAUGCUGCUGAAUAGGUACCCAAAAAAGGACUCUGAGGACUACCUCGGUUUCGAUAACAUUGAAUAUGUGAAGGUGGACAAAGGAAUAACAGACAUGCGUUCCUACUUAAACAUCACCAUGAACACCACCACUAGUACCAGGCCUGAUCAGAAUGGCAUCCCAAAUGAGUUAGGACAUUCUGACCAGACGAGCAUACCUGUUACAGAGCCGAUUGAUUCCCCACCGCAGGGGAAUGACCCAAAUGGGGAAAUCGCUAACUCGGAAGAGGUCACUGAAGAGGCGAAGAAUAUCUUCACCGAGGAACAUAUAACGAUGUAUGCCCAGGUGUUGGAGAAGCUGCUUAGGGCUUCUGAAAUGGCAUCACAAAAAAAGGGGAAGUCCACCCCACCAAGUGAUCCAAAGGAAGAGGAAAAAGCAGAAUCGAUAAACGAGUUAGAUGAGGAAGAAGACCAGAAGGACGAAAUUGUAAACGUAGGGGAGAAUGAAAAUGCAGAUGGAGAUGCCGAUGUGCCUCAGCCAAAUGGGGAGGUGAGUGGAGAUUUCAUCACCACAUUGAGGGAUGAAGACAGUCAGAGUGGAAGCACCAACGAAGGGAGAGAUGACCCGACUUGCUCCAGUCCCCCCAAUUGCCAACCUCCUGUCCAGUUCGAUCUGGACAACAUUUACAGCAUCGACUGCGAAAUGUGCGAAACGAUAAAUAAAAAAAGAGAGCUCACCAAAAUUACCGUAGUCGAUGCGUACAUGAAUAUAGUAUACGACUCGUAUGUCGUUCCAGACAAUCAAAUCACAAACUACUUAACUCCCUACUCGGGCAUAAGUGAAAGUACCCUACAAAAUGUACAUACAAAGUUGAAGGAUGUACAGGAACAUUUGAAAAAAAUUUUUAAUAAAAAAUCCAUUUUAAUUGGUCACUCUUUGGAAAAUGAUUUGCAUGCAUUAAGAAUUCACCAUCAGUAUGUCAUUGACACGUCCGUGGUUUACUCCAACUCGGCCUACUGUUUUUUGAAGCCUUCUUUGUUUAACCUGUGCCAGCGCCACCUGGGCAUCACCAUGAAGCGGGAGAAGGGGCACAACUCGAUUGACGACGCGAAGAUAAGCAUGUUCCUCGCGCUGAAGAAGAUGAGCGAAUUCGACACGGCCGAGCCCUUCUACCAGUACCAGCCGCUACCAGUCCUUCUCAACCCGGACAAUUUCACCAACGUGAAGGGAAAUAUCAUAUACCAGGAAGACCUGAACCACAAGUACGAGAAGAACCUCUGCAUAUAUGACUCGAAGAACGAAUACAUAGAGGAAAAGCUGCCCAAGCUUUUCCUAAAAAACUGCUUCCACUGUCCAUGCGAAAACGACGACGAGUGUGUAGAAAACCUAAUCAUGAAUAUCAAAAAUAAAAAUAAAAUAAAAAAUUACCUAAUCAUAUUAAGAGAGUACGAAAAUCUCUGCAAUCAAAAAAUUUAUAAUUGUGUAAAAAAUGCCAAAGAGGAAAAUUUUAAAGUCGAUGCAAAUGGUGAGCUGUUCCAGGUUCCCACCAGAGUGGAAGCAAGUGGCAUUGUAAAAAAAUUAAGCCAAAAUAUUGAGAACAUUUAUGAAAACCUGGGAGAAAAUGAUGUCCUCAUAUUGCUCUCCUUCAACAGUAACAAUCUAGCGGAGGAAAAAAUUGCAGAAACGCUAUUUUUGGCCAAGGAUAUAUUUUACGCAAAUGCAGAUACAAAUGAUAAAUUAAGUAGCCUUACUUCGAAAAUUAAUUCCAUGGAGAAAAUCAUUGCCAAAAAGCAGAGCGAAAAUGAUUUAGUAAAUUUGCACUAUUUACAAUUUAGGCAUCUCCUAUGUUUAUACGAACGGCACAUUAUUGCUUACCUUAAUGAGCAAAAGAAUAGUGACCGGAAUAUUUUCAUUUUGAAUUCCCUCACAAAUUUGAAGAACAUCGUGUGUGGUAACAGCCGCAAGAAGACCUUCAAUGGGUGGUUUUCCAUUCUGCUCAAGGCGUGA
Plasmodium coatneyi is the source of this 2493-nucleotide messenger RNA. RefSeq names its product Exonuclease. Gene Ontology annotation, cellular component: nucleus. The coding region runs from base 1 to 2493 and encodes 830 amino acids. The transcript is spliced from 2 exons. The record is from RefSeq and is a predicted model, not a curated record. Lineage: Eukaryota; Apicomplexa; Aconoidasida; Haemosporida; Plasmodiidae. Gene Ontology annotation, molecular function: exonuclease activity; nucleic acid binding.